UCAGUACAAAAACUGGGUGCAUUGGUAAUGUUAACAACAAGUUCAUACAGAAUCCAAACGGAUAUUCUUAUGGUGCUCUGAGAGUUGAAUUGUGAACACAAUUUCAGCAUUGGAAAGGACAUAUCAAGCCUCCAUAAGCUCACAGCAAAAUGUAAGACAGUAGUAUAACAAUGACUAGAAAAGGAAUGGCAAACAAAAAAAAAAAAAAAGGAAAUUUUGUGAAAAGUAGACUUGGAAUCAGGACUCGUUGUUACUAUUGACAAGAAUCUUUCAGUGAUUAAUCAUCUCAUGAAAUUCAAGACAAUAAUUUUACUGGAGAAAAACCUUACAAGUGUAGAUUCUAUGACAAGACUGUUAUACCACCAAUUAAGUAGUACAGCAUUCAGUAAAAAUGUGCACAGGAGAGAGACCGUACAAGUGUAGAUUCUGUGACAAGACUUUUACUCAAAAAGGCAAUUGCACUGUGCAUGAAAGAAUUCAUACUGGAGAGAAACCUUACAUGUGUACAUUAUGUGGCAAAACUUUUGCACGCAAAACUUCUUGCAUAGAGCAUGAAAGAAUUCACAUAGGAGAGAAACCUUUUAAGUGUAGAUUCUGUGACAAAACUUUCACUCAAAAAGGCCACUGCACUGAGCAUGAAAGAAUUCAUACAAGAGAAAAACCUUACAAGUGUAGAUUCUGUGACAAAACUUUUAAAGACAAAACUUCUUGCAUAGAGCAUGAAAGAAUUCACAUAGGAGAGAAACCUUUUAAUUGUAGAUUCUGUGACAAAAUUUUUACUCAAAAAGGCAAUUGCACUGUGCAUGAAAGAAUUCAUACAGGAGAUAAACCUUACAAGUGUAGAUUCUGUGACAAAACUUUUACAGACAAAACUUCUUGGAUAUAUCAUGAGAGAAUUCACACAGGAGAGAAACCUUUUAAGUGUAGAUUCUGUGACAAAACUUUUACUCGAAAAGGCCAUUGCAUUGUGCAUGAAAGAAUUCAUACCAGAGAAAAACCUUACAAGUGUAGAUUCUCAGAUGGCGCCAUAGUUCGCUCAGGUCGGUCACAUAUACUAAACUCUGUUCAGAUAAAAACGUGCAUUUGA
Lingula anatina is the source of this 1087-nucleotide messenger RNA. RefSeq lists its product as uncharacterized. Lineage: Eukaryota; Metazoa; Brachiopoda; Lingulata; Lingulida; Lingulidae. The record is from RefSeq and is a predicted model, not a curated record. Gene Ontology annotation, molecular function: RNA polymerase II transcription regulatory region sequence-specific DNA binding; DNA-binding transcription factor activity, RNA polymerase II-specific. Gene Ontology annotation, biological process: regulation of transcription by RNA polymerase II. Gene Ontology annotation, cellular component: nucleus.